UAGGAAACUUCGAAAUCCGUUCUUUGUGAUUCCUUCUACAUACUUUUGCUUUGCAUACAUACUCAGGAAUUGAACCUCGAAGUUUAGUCCUUGCUAACGCUACCAAGGCGCCGCGCUCUUAGUGGGCUUAAGAGUCACCUGAUCGCUACCCUUAUUGAGCUUGUGGAGGCUGACUGGCAGUGGCGUCUUGACGACUGGUUCGUCUCGCAAGGCGUGCUCAUUAUCUGCAACUUUCCUGGCAACCUGGACAAAACGUCCCCGCUGCAUGUCCUUGCAAAUGAACUCCGUCCUUCCGCUUUACUACAGCCUUCGAAACGACUUAGAUUACUUGAUCGUGACCUAGCGAAUACUGGGUAGCUCAUCGCUAGCGUUAGGUGUCGCUACUUGACGGUGGGCGGAUUACCAAAGUCGUCCAGUAGAGAUCUAGCGCUAGCAGCUUAGCCGACCUAGUACGUCAAGACCUUAAUUUCUUAGUAUGCGUGCCACUAAGAAGAAGGCCGCCGCUACGGCGUCCGCCGCCGGCAAGCUGCAGCCUGCUCUUAACGACGCAAUCCUCGACACGGCAAACGCAAAGGGAAUCCGCAGCUGUGUCGAGUGCGGCGCAACUUCAACUCCGCAAUGGCGUGAAGGCCCAAUGGGUCCCAAGACGCUGUGCAAUGCUUGUGGCGUUCGACGCCAGCGGAUGAUUCGCAAGCAGCAAUCUGCGCAACAGGAGUUCCUUAUGCCGACGGCGCCUGUGGCGGCGGUGCAGGCGCGCAGGCGGCUGACAGCCACCCGUGAACCCUCCCUGGCUCCUUCAACCCUACUGACGGACGACUCUCACCUCGGUGGCGGCGGCGGCGGCGGCGGGAUCUCGGGCUCAGAGCAGUCCAGUGACGAUACUGACCUGGAGUGGGCAAGCCAACACACCCGCGCUCACGCCCACGCACAGCACCCACACCACCAGCAACAUGACCCGCACCCACACCCGCACCCACACCCGCACCCGCGGAUGCACUCUAACAACAGCUGUAAGGAGGAAGAAAGCGCAGCGUUUGACCUACUCUUCUUUGCCGGUGUGGAAUGCGGCGGUGGUGGCGGGGCGCAUGGGGAUGAGGAGGCGGACCAGGAGGUCAAGGGCGGCUAUUCCGGCCGCAGCGGUUUGCGACGGCAGGCGUCCGUGCAGCGCCGCUCCGACGACUACUUCUACUAUCCUUACAAGGACGAGGGCGCCUUGGAGGAAGAGGGCGGUGGUGAAGGAGAGGGCGAGGGCCUGAGCAUGGGCGUUGUGGGGACGACUAGCAAGCGGCGAAAGGUCGCCGUGGCGACAGGAGGAGGAUCUCCGCUGGGGUUGCCUCCGUUGCUGCGGGGCGCUUCGUCCUCUACAGAGGCGCUGGAGAGCCACCACCUGUCGGCACCUCCUCCCCGCGCUCUCAAGGCAACCACCAUGAGCCUCUUCGACCGGCCUUCCUCCGCUGCUCCCGCCGCCUCGGACCUCUUCUGCUCACCAUUCCCACACCACCCUCACUCCCUCCCACACCACCACCCUCACUCUCACCCUCUCCCUUCUCUUCACCCUUACUCCCUCCCACACCACCCUCACUCUCUCGAGCCCUCUGGCCGCCUCCAG
Molecule: messenger RNA, 1609 nt
Organism: Astrephomene gubernaculifera
Lineage: Eukaryota; Viridiplantae; Chlorophyta; Chlorophyceae; Chlamydomonadales; Astrephomenaceae
Source: the annotation of a GenBank genome assembly